AAGCAUGCAUUGACUUUUGUGUGACAGACGGACAGUGAAGAGGCUCGAUGUCCGUUUUGGUUGCUGACAUAAGCAAGAUAAAUAUCGUUUCGACCAAUCGCUGCGACUCCGAGUCUUGACAACCGGACAUGCGCUGUCAAAAAUGUCCGCCUUGGAAGAUUUCCUCACCAACCAAAACCCACACCACAAUAUACGACACUCGUCCCAGCGCCAACCCGCGCCGCAGAGAUGGACCUGCAGAGGCCACACGAGGCAGACAAGCCAUUGACGCAUUCGCAGGUCCACAAUAACGCAUUCGCUUAUCUGGCGCUCGACGAUUCGGCUUUCAAGUCAAGGCCGAGACGGCCCAAACCCGCGGUCGGAGGCUGAGAGUACGUCCGGAUAGGCAGGCUUUAGGGGCUUUUGCAGGGUCUUUGUAAGGCUUUUGGGUUCGUGCUUCGGAUCCUCAGCCUUCUCUGGUGGGUCGCGGUGAUACUGUAGGUAGGUACGUAGGGGACUGUUUUUUUUAUUUUCCUUUUAUAAUACAUACUUAGCUGGUCCCCGAGCCUGCUUGGGGUGGCCUGUUUCCAAAUCUUAAUUCAUCGACUAACCACCUUUUCUUCUUGAAUAUCCCCCCUACCACCACUUUAUUUCACUUCGUUUCCCUUGAGUCCCUUCGAACUUAAAUAAAUCGAGGGCUGCAAAACCAGGAUUCAACAGAGCCAGUAUGGCUGAACGUGAGGCCGAGGGCUUUGCGCCCAUCGUUCGAGAGAAGACGAACAAGAGUAUCAGGAGCACCAAGAUAUCACGUUCGUACAGCAACACAUCGUAUAUGUCCAGGAAGAGAAGCAAUCGAGGCCACGAUGAAUCCGACGAGGAGAACGAAGCCGAGCCAAUUUCAGAGGAUUGGAGUAUGAUGCCGGAGAUCAAGGCCGUCGCCGCGCAGGGAGAGAAGGACAAUGUCAAGGGUCGGAGACUGGGCGUUACCUGGACGAAUCUGGUAGUCAAGGGUAUCGGAGCGGACGCUGCAAUCAAUGAGAAUGUCGGGUCGCAAUUCAACUCAGUGAGGGCAUUCAAAGAAGCGCGCCGUGGUGCGCCUCUGAAGACUAUUAUUGAGGGUUCCAGCGGGUGUGUCAAGCCUGGAGAGAUGCUGUUAGUGCUUGGUCGGCCAGGAGCUGGGUGCACAUCGCUUCUCAAGAUGCUUGCCAACAAGCGUCUAGGGUAUGCUGAGGUUAAAGGCGAUGUGCACUGGGGAACGCUUGACCACAAGGAAGCCGAGCAGUUCAGAGGCCAAAUCGUUAUCAACACCGAGGAGGAACUUUUCUUCCCAUCACUUACUGUUGGGGAGACCAUCGACUUUGCGACGAGAAUGAAGGUACCGGCUAAUCUGCCAUCUAAUAUGUCGAAUCAGAAGGAGUUUCAACAAGAUACUCGCAGUUUUCUCCUGAAAUCUAUGGGAAUCUCGCAUACCAAUGACACCAAGGUCGGAAAUGAAUAUGUACGAGGAGUAUCUGGUGGUGAAAGAAAACGUGUCAGCAUUAUCGAGACACUCGCAACCAGAGCCAGUGUUUUCUGCUGGGACAACUCCACCCGUGGUCUCGACGCCAGCACAGCUUUGCAAUACACUAAAGCUAUCCGAGCCAUCACCGAUAUAUUUGGACUGGCAUCAAUCAUCACUCUCUACCAAGCCGGUAACGGAAUUUACAGCCAGUUCGACAAGGUGCUUGUUCUGGAUGAGGGAAAACAAAUCUUUUACGGUCCACGAAAGGAAGCGAAGCUAUUCAUGGAAAGCCUGGGAUUCAUCUGCGCAGAUGGAGCAAACGUUGCAGAUUUCUUGACGGGUGUCACCGUCCCCUCCGAACGCAUGGUUAAGCCUGAAUUCGAGAAAUCAUUCCCGCGCACUGCAGAAGAUAUCAAGCAACGCUACUUGCAAUCCAGCUUGAAGACAUCCAUGGAGAGCGAAUUCAACUACCCGACAACUGAUGAAGCGAAGACCAACACUGAAGACUUCCGCAUCAGUGUUUCGCAUGAGAAGCACAAAAGCUUGCCAAAGAAGUCACCUUUGACUGUGAGUUUCGUCACUCAGGUCCGUGCCGCCGUCAUCCGCCAGUACCAAAUUCUGUGGGGCGACAAGGCGUCGUUUAUCAUCAAACAGGCUUCGACUGUCAUCCAAGCCUUGAUUGCCGGUUCUCUGUUCUACAAUGCUCCUAAUAAUUCCGCUGGUCUCUUCGUCAAAUCUGGUGCCUUGUUUUUUGCCCUCUUGUUCAACAGUUUGCUCGCCAUGUCUGAAGUCACAGACUCUUUCUCCGGUCGCCCUGUCCUCGCAAAACACAAGUCUUUCGCAUUGUACCAUCCUGCAGCUUUCUGUAUAGCACAGAUCACGGCGGACAUACCUGUACUUUUGUGUCAAGUCUCUGUCUUUACGGUUAUUUUGUAUUUCAUGGUCGGACUGAAAAUGGAUGCCGCCUCGUUCUUCACUUUCUGGGUCGUUGUCUUCGCUACUUCCAUGGUAAUGACUGCACUGUUCCGCGCUAUCGGAGCUGGUUUCACCACCUUCGAUGGUGCAAGCAAGGUAUCUGGAUUCAUGAUUGCGGCACUCAUCAUGUACACUGGUUACAUGAUCCGGAAACCACAGAUGCACCCUUGGUUCGUCUGGAUUUAUUGGAUAGAUCCUCUGGCAUACGGCUUCUCCGCUAUUCUAGCGAACGAGUUCAAGAACACCAUCAUCCCCUGCGUCGGCAACAACCUCGUGCCAAACGGUCCUGGCUACUUGGAUGCAGCGUUCCAGGCUUGCUCAGGAGUUGAUGGUGCUGCAUCAGGCGCGACGAGUCUUACCGGCGAAGAAUACCUUGCGUCUCUUUCAUACUCACCUGAGACUAUCUGGCGAAACUUUGGCAUCCUUUGGGCUUGGUGGGUUUUAUUUGUCAUUAUCACUAUCGUCUCGACGAAUGGCUGGAAGACAACAUCUGGAAACAGUGGCUUCCUUUUGAUUCCUCGCGAGAAAGCUAAGCAGACGAAGCAUCUGACUGAGGAUGAGGAGUCACAAGCUGUCCGUACCGUCGACCCACCUACCUCGAGCGGCUCAUCCCAGACCAGAGUUGAGGAUGAACUCAUCCGCAACACUUCGGUUUUCACCUGGAAGAACCUUACAUAUACAGUCAAGACACCGUCCGGCGAUCGCGUUCUCCUGGAUAAUGUUCAAGGAUGGGUCAAGCCAGGUAUGCUGGGAGCUCUUAUGGGAUCUUCAGGUGCCGGAAAGACUACUCUCCUCGAUGUCCUCGCUCAGCGCAAAACCGAUGGAACGAUCAAAGGCUCAGUCCUCGUUGAUGGUCGCCCUCUCUCAAUCAGUUUCCAGCGAUCAGCUGGUUACUGCGAACAGCUCGAUGUCCACGAACCUCUUGCGACAGUCAGAGAAGCCCUUGAAUUCAGCGCCCUCCUCCGCCAGCCAAGAACUACCCCUAGGGAAAAGAAGCUUCAAUAUGUUGAUACCAUCAUCGACUUGCUCGAGAUGCACGACAUUGAGAAUACUCUCAUCGGGACUACUGGUGCUGGUCUGUCUGUCGAGCAACGCAAGCGUCUCACUAUCGGUGUUGAAUUGGUUUCUAAGCCCAGUAUCCUGAUCUUCCUUGACGAGCCAACUUCUGGUCUCGAUGGCCAAGCUGCUUUCAACAUCGUCCGCUUCCUCCGUAAACUCGCAGAUGUCGGCCAAGCCGUCCUUGUUACCAUCCAUCAGCCAUCCGCCCAACUCUUCUUGCAAUUCGACAGUCUUCUGCUUCUCGCCAAGGGAGGAAAAACCGUGUACUUCGGUGACAUUGGACAAAACGCCUCAACCCUCAAGGAGUACUUCGCUCGCUACGACGCGCCUUGUCCUAAGGAUGCUAAUCCAGCUGAACACAUGAUCGACGUGGUAUCCGGUUCCCUCUCUCACGGAAAGGAUUGGAACCAAGUCUGGCUUGAGUCCCCCGAACAUGAGCGCACUGUCAAGGAACUCGACAACAUUAUUGCCGAAGCUGCAGCCAAGGAACCAGGUACCAAGGAAGAUGGUUUCGAAUUCGCCAUGCCGCUCUGGGAACAAAUCAAGCUGGUCUGCUCUCGUGCCAACUUAUCCAUGUGGCGUAACACCGACUACGUAAACAACAAGAUGGCACUGCACAUCGGCUCCGCUCUUUUCAACGGUUUCUCAUUCUGGCAAAUCGGCAACAGCGUCGCAGAUCUUCAACUCCGUCUGUUCACAGUCUUCAACUUCAUUUUCGUCGCACCCGGUGUCAUUGCCCAGCUUCAACCCCUCUUCCUCGACCGUCGGGACAUCUACGAGACCCGCGAGAAGAAGUCAAAGAUGUACUCCUGGAUCGCCUUCGUCACCGGCCUCAUCGUCUCUGAGCUACCAUACCUCGUCCUCUGCGCUAUCCUCUACUUCGUCUGCUGGUACUACACCGUUGGUUUCUCCAACGAUAGCGGCAAGGCCGCCUCAGUCCUCUUCGUCAUGGUCAUGUACGAGUUCGUAUACACCGGAAUCGGCCAAUUCGUCGCAGCUUACGCCCCCAACGCCGUCUUCGCCUCGCUCGUCAACCCCGUCAUCAUCGGUACCCUCGUCUCCUUCUGCGGUGUCCUGGUGCCAUUCGCACAGAUCACGCCGUUCUGGAGAUACUGGAUGUACUACCUCAACCCGUUCAACUACCUGAUGGGAUCCCUCCUUGUCUUCACGACGUUCUCCGAGCACGUGCAAUGCACGGAGCAGGAGUUUGCGGUGUUCGAUACUCCGAGCGCGGGCCAGACGUGUGGGGAGUACCUCCAGGGGUAUAUGCAGGGCAUGGGUGCGAAGUCGAACUUGACGAAUCCGGAUGCGACGAGUGGGUGUAAGGUGUGUGUGUAUCGCACCGGUGCGGAUUACCUGGCGACGAUCAAUUUGCCGGAGUAUUAUUAUGGGUGGAGGGCUGCGGGGAUUGUGGCGCUGUUUGCGUGUAGUAGUUAUGCGAUGGUGUAUCUGUUGAUGAAGUUGAGGACUAAGGCUACGAAGACCGCUUCGUAGACCUCGUUCCCUCUCUUCGACCUUCGUCCUCCUCACCCUCAUCAUUAUAUUUACGCCUCUAUCUUUUCCUUUUUUCUACCAACAUGCUUCAUCACGAACCUGAAUUUUCUUUUGUUUUGUACAUAAUGAGUCAUUGGCAUGGCAUGGCGUUUACUAGAUGGAUCGAUACCAGCGGGGUUGGUUGAAUUGUAUGUAUUGUAUAGCACAGACAUAGAUUGGGAGGAUAAGUCACGCACAGCACAGAAGGCGGAAAUAGAAGCCUUAUAGUUCUUUUUUGGGAAGGACAAUUUGUAAUGAAGAAAAAAAACCCAACAAUUAAACUCUUCAAUUUUUGAGACAGCAGUGAGAUGAUGCAGAGUCUGAUUCUUGUCCUCUUCUUCUUGCUAUUUUGUUAUGAAUAUCUUUUCCAUGUAGGUGAU
Cadophora gregata is the source of this 5427-nucleotide messenger RNA. RefSeq lists its product as uncharacterized. Gene Ontology annotation, molecular function: ABC-type transporter activity; ATP hydrolysis activity; ATP binding. Gene Ontology annotation, biological process: transmembrane transport. Bases 707 to 5008 code for a protein of 1433 amino acids. Gene Ontology annotation, cellular component: membrane. NCBI's taxonomy places the organism in Eukaryota, Fungi, Ascomycota, Leotiomycetes, Helotiales, Ploettnerulaceae. The record is from RefSeq and is a predicted model, not a curated record. The transcript is spliced from 3 exons.